AUGAAGUACACAGUGUUGCUCUUCUUAUCCCUCGGGAUUGCCUCAGGAUUUCCUGGGAUGGACACACUUCUGAACGACAUAAAACGCCGGCAAUCGACAGAUGAAAGAAGUGAGAUGAUUGGAGAUUUGACUGAUGGUGCCACGACCGCAGUUGGGAGACAAGUUCGAGAAUGUAUCACAAAUGUUGGAUCAUGCGAAAACCAAGAGGAAAAGAGCUAUAAUCGCCCUGGUAACCUGGGAACUGCCCUCUGUCGGGCUGAUUCAUGUUGCGUCUGGGACUUUAUACAGGAAGAAUUGGUCGAGUUGUUUCUUAAUGAAGAUGGGACAUGUAAUAGCCUUGCUCGAGCCUCUGUGAGACUCGGGUUCCAUGACGCUGGGGCAUGGUCCAAAGAUAGUGGCCCUGGUGGCGCUGAUGGUAGCUUGUUGCUAAGCCCGGAUGAGAUCAAUCGACCAGAGAACAAUGGCCUUCAAGAGGUUCGAACUAGGGCAUUGCAGUUAUUGGAUAAAUAUUCCAGACACGAUGUCACUGCGGCUGAUUUGGUGCAGUUUAUGCACAAUGUCGCCACUGUAACCUGCCCUCUGGGUCCUAGGUUGCUGACUUUGGUAGGACGCCGUGACCGCCGAGAAGCGAACCCCACGGGUCUCAUACCGAACAACAACGCAACCGAUGCAACGUUUCUCAUUGAGCUCUUUCAAAACAAGACCUUUACAGCACGGGAUCUUGGCGCUUUGCUUGGAGCGCAUACUGUUGCUCGGCAAUCAUUUGUUGAUCGUUCGAGGGCAGGCCAACCAUUGGAUUCUACGCCAGGAGUUUGGGAUAUGAAUUUCUACCUCGAGAUGGCGAUGCCUGAACCCCCUUCAGGCGUUUUCCGGCUGGCAAGUGAUGAAGCACUUUCUCUGGCUGAUGGCACUUCCUCACGUUUUACCGCAUUUACGGAUACCACCUUCGGACAGACAGUCUGGAAUACCGACUAUUCGGUGGCAUAUGUACGCCUUAGCCUUCUUGGUGUCAACAACAUCAACCGACUUACCGACUGUACCAAGGUGCUACCUAAUUCUGUGACCUCAUUUUCAUUGAGAUCCUCAUCGCCUUCAACUCCUGCGACUUCUUCGACUCCUUCCUCCGCUGCCGAAUUGUCGUCGACCGAAUCUAGGAACAUGAUGCUCUGUGGCUUACUUUGCAUAUUCAUAUUGAUGAUAUGA
Messenger RNA from Penicillium vulpinum, 1203 nucleotides. RefSeq names its product heme peroxidase. Bases 1 to 1203 code for a protein of 400 amino acids. Gene Ontology annotation, molecular function: peroxidase activity; heme binding. The transcript is spliced from 4 exons. The record is from RefSeq and is a predicted model, not a curated record. Gene Ontology annotation, biological process: response to reactive oxygen species; cellular response to oxidative stress; hydrogen peroxide catabolic process. Lineage: Eukaryota; Fungi; Ascomycota; Eurotiomycetes; Eurotiales; Aspergillaceae.